AUGCGCAAGUUGUGCACGGGGGGAAGCAGUGGUUUGGACGGAUUGAGCCCGAUACCGGCCUUGACCAUGGGUGUGCUGUGCGCUGGAAGACGGCCGGCGGCGCUCAGACCGCUGCGGGACAUGAGUCUUGCUGCCAGCGGAUCCAUUUUGUGGUAUCUUAACACAAGUCAAUAUUUUAAAUAAGCCAAACUACACUUCGUCCGAUGUUUACAGGUCAUCCGGGAGAUCACAGUGGUCGUCCGCGACCAAUCGAGCGAGGCGCUGACAUAUUUCUGCGUGCCUAAGAGAAGCUUUGAUAGAUGUAGCGGAAGCUUGCUUCGUUGUGUUAGAGUCCGGGAGUGCCAACACAUUGCGUAGAUGGGUGUUAAUGCGCACAAUCGCGCUUUCAAUUGCG
Messenger RNA from Ectocarpus sp. CCAP 1310/34, 394 nucleotides. The record is from the annotation of a GenBank genome assembly. NCBI's taxonomy places the organism in Eukaryota, Phaeophyceae, Ectocarpales, Ectocarpaceae.